AUGGGUCCUCCGCGAGGUCCUCGUGGUGGCUCUGCCGCCCGCCCCUCCCGAAACGUCGCCGGCGCUCGCACGACCGAUCGUGGUGGAAUCCAGAAGCGACGAGCUGCAGGCCCCCGCACCGAUAUGGAUGGGGAUCUCGAUAUGGAUGGCGAAGGCCGACGCGCGAAGAGACCAGCGGUUGGAGACGCAAAGACUUCUCGACCUACCCGAGCCGGCCGCGGCGGCCGCGGUUCAGCUGCAGCACCUCCCAGGAUGCCCAGCAAGCAGGCCCAGAUCAUCGCUCGCCAUCUCAACGGCGGUGGUCCACUAGCAUCUCGCAUCGCCAACGUUACCACCCGAUCUCAGAGGACUCCUCCCACACUCGUGUGGUUGCGGGUGAAGGGCUUGAAGGAAAGCAAGGCUGCGACGAACCCUGGCGGAGGAGUCAAGGACCUACUACACUUCCUCGAAAGGAAGGCCACAUCCCUAGCGAACCGAACAUCCAACCGACCGGUAGCUAUUAAACAGCAUCGCGAACAAGGUGAAUUCAUUCUAGUUGCCGCUACCAAGGAAGACUCGGAGGAACUCCUCAAGGUCAACACUUUCACUUUCGCAGGAGCCGCCUUAUCGGUGACAAUCGAUGAGCAGCAAGGUCCAAAGGAGGCAGAGACGUCUGCGGACGCGAAAUUGCUUCGUGAUCACCUGCAGUCCAUACUCAGCAACCGCUAUGCCGGUGCUGCCAAGCUUCUCAAGCUUGACUCUUUGAGCUCAGACCCCGCCAUCGUGCAGGCCGGUCUGCUCGCCAGCUCUGAGCGAGCUGAGAAGAUGUUCAAGGCUCUCAUGAGAGUCUGCGAUGACUUGUUCAAAACCCGAAAGGAAAAGAGCGAGGCCAUCGAGAGCAUCAGCGUUGCCAACAACAGCAUUGACAACGUAAACCAAGUCGCCGUUCUCGGCGAUACAUUCCCUGAUCUCCUAAACCUAGACCUCAGUGGGAAUAAAAUCCCCAACAUCGACGGUCUACUUGCCUUGAAGGGAAGGUUCAAACGCCUUCGAGCGCUCUACGUCGCCAACAACCCGAUCGAGACCAACCAGCCGGACUACAAAACCACCAUGCUUGAGUGGUUCCCCAGCCUCCAGGACCUUAACGGUAUCCAAGUCCGCACGCCUGAGCAAGCCGCCGCGGCACAAGCAGCCCUGUUGCCGAAGCCCUUCCCUCAAGGCGGACCCGAUUUCCGCGACGCAAACAACAUUGGUGAGAGUUUCCUACUGGACUUCUACACCAACUACGACAACCACCGUCCCGAGCUUGUCACCAAGUACUACGAUGACCAGAGCAAUUUCUCGCUCGCUGUCGACACUGAGUCUGCCCGCGAUCCCAACCAGCCUCCACCCUUGCCGUGGGCAGCCUACCUCAAGUUCUCACGAAAUCUCACCAAGAUCACACACCCACCCGCUCGUAUCCAACGACUUUUCAAAGGGGCCGCUGUCAUCUCAGAGCUUUGGAAGACCCUUCCCGCUACCAAGCACCCCGAUCUGAAGCAGGAAGUGAGCAAGUACAUUAUGGACUGUCACCCGCUUCCCGGCCUUGCCGACCCGACUGGCCAGGUCAAGCGCGGCGUCGAUGGCCUGAUCAUUACCAUUCACGGCGAGUUUGACGAAUUUGAUCAGAAAUCUGGAUCGACCGGUAAGCGAAGCUUUUCGCGCACUUUCAUCCUCGGACCCGGCAUUCCCGGAAAGAACCCCAUCCGCGUCGUAAGCGACAUGUUCUCUCUCAGGGCAUACAACCCCUUGCCAAACAUUUUCGCGGCCCCCGCCCCCUCCCCCGCGACUGCCGAGGCUGCCGUCACUGCCGAGCAGCAACAACAGCGAGCCGCCAUGGUUGCGGAGCUCUGUAAACAAAGUGGCAUGACUCCCCAGUAUGCGGAGCUCUGCCUUUCUGAUCCUUCUGUCAACUGGGACUUCCAGAAGGCCGUGGCCAUCUUCAAUGAAAGAAAGACCAACCUCCCACCUGAUGCAUUUGCAACCCGGAGUAGCUAG
This is a messenger RNA of Scedosporium apiospermum, 2016 nucleotides long. RefSeq lists its product as uncharacterized. Gene Ontology annotation, biological process: poly(A)+ mRNA export from nucleus. Gene Ontology annotation, molecular function: RNA binding; protein binding. Bases 1 to 2016 code for a protein of 671 amino acids. Gene Ontology annotation, cellular component: nucleus. Lineage: Eukaryota; Fungi; Ascomycota; Sordariomycetes; Microascales; Microascaceae. The transcript has 3 exons. The record is from RefSeq and is a predicted model, not a curated record.